Molecule: messenger RNA, 1332 nt
Organism: Parascedosporium putredinis
Lineage: Eukaryota; Fungi; Ascomycota; Sordariomycetes; Microascales; Microascaceae
Source: the annotation of a GenBank genome assembly
AUGAACUUGCAGGCCUGCCAGAAGCUCGCCCGCGCCUACCGCCUCGAUGAAAUCGCCUGCAGCGUCGCCACCAUGCAGGGCGCGUCCACCCUCGACGACAUUGGCGCCAACGUCCUGCACCGGAACCGCGACGAGGUCGACGGCAAGUACGUGCACUUUUUCCACGAAAAGAUCCCUUCCCGCCAGCUGGCCGACCACACCAGCCUCGAGCCCCUCAACGACAUCAUCGCCGCCUGCCCCACCGACCCGGAACCCUACCGUACCCGCGCCAUGAUCCGCGGCUUCAUGCACAACUUUGAGGGCGCCGUCAGCGACUUUACCACCGCCCUCGACGUCCACCGCCUCUACGGCAAUAGGCACCCGAACCCCCGCGCCCGCGCCCUCCUCCUCGGAACCCUCGGGCUCCCCAAACGCAAACGGGGCUUCCGCAUCCGCCCUCGCCGGCAAGCGCCCUCCCAACGUGAGGCUACGCGAGGAGGAGCAGCCGACGAGCUUGAUCCCGCAGUUGCUCUUUAUGCGCGCGUGUGCCUACCUCACCCUCGCAUGCGAUCACGAAGCAGCAGCAACAACAACCGCCACAAUACCUCCCCCGUUCCCCUUCCGACCAAUCGCCGCCCCGAAACCCCCAUGGACCCAGAAAUCCUCGCUUCCCGCAAAACCGUAAAAGCGCACGCGAAACGCGCCCUUAAAGACUUCCUCGCCUUCCUCGCCCACCUCGACUACACCCCGCACAUGCCCCAGGACGCCGUCAACGAAUUCACCGAAAAGAUUGGCCAGGCUGCCUCGGGCGCCCGCAACCCCGCCACCCUCUACCCCCGGCGCCACCCUCGCCCCGCGCAUCGUCUACCCCGUGCCUGCACCUACCACCCUCUGCUCACCGAGGCCCUCCACUCCCUCCUCCUCUGCCACUGCCUCCUCCAAACCUCGCGCACCGAGCUUGUCCGCCACGCUCACAACGUCGCCCGCCUCGCCCGCCUCGCCGACGCCUACCCCGUCUUCCAGGCCAGUCGCUCCGCCGCCCGCGCCGACUGGGUCGACAUCCUCGAGAAAACGGACCUCGCCCCCGCCUUGCACGGCCCCUGGGACCCCCAGCAGCAACGCGCCCUUGCUCGCUGGUCCGUCACAGACGACGGAAAAGAAUACCCCAUCGUCACCGACCGCGCUCUCCUCGUCGCUCGAUGGAUGCGAGACGUCCCCUUUGUCUCUACCGGCACCGCUGCCAAGAAGAAGAAGCGGAGGCCCCUACCGCCGCCGCCGCCGCCGCCGCCGCAGCGAGGACAGCUGGAAAACUACCCCUCUUGGCUGCCUCUCCUUCCCCUCUUGUCAACCUAG